AUGAGUGGUCGGAUUGGGCAAGAUGAUGAUGAUGGUGAUAUCCAGAUUCAACGACAGGAGGAAGAUGAAGUUCGCCUCCACCAACAGCAACAGCAUGGGCCCUGCAUUGAACCUCAGACCCCAGUCGAAGGCCGCACGAUUGAUGAAGAAGAAGAAGAUGACGAUGAUGACAAUGCCGGCAACGACAGCAUCGCCGUCACAACGCAAGAGCCAAAAGACCAAGACGACCAACGCACCCAAGGCAGGGACCUCGCGGGAGACCACACGGCACACACCCGGGCCAAAAGCUACCUCUGCCUCAGCGACCGGAGCGAAGCCGAGAUGCGCAAGCUAGUAGACCUGCGCUCGCGGGGCGCGGGACGGCAGCUCAUCAGCGCGCAGACGGGUGAGGGCAGGGGUUUCGGAUCGGUAAAGGCCCUGGCGUGCAAAGUCCUGGCGGCUGAUGGGGAACGAUUCGCGCGCGAGGAAAGUGAGAAUGUCGGCAGAGGAGGUAAGAGGCAGAAGGGAAGGGGUAGGAGAGCAAGGCGAGGUAGGUUCGAGAUGAAGAUGUUGGGAAGUGAAGUUGACGCACACUCGUCCGAGGUUUAG
Colletotrichum abscissum is the source of this 588-nucleotide messenger RNA. RefSeq lists its product as uncharacterized. Bases 1 to 588 code for a protein of 195 amino acids. The transcript has a single exon. The record is from RefSeq and is a predicted model, not a curated record. Lineage: Eukaryota; Fungi; Ascomycota; Sordariomycetes; Glomerellales; Glomerellaceae.